Messenger RNA from Orycteropus afer afer, 285 nucleotides. The record is from RefSeq and is a predicted model, not a curated record. Lineage: Eukaryota; Metazoa; Chordata; Mammalia; Tubulidentata; Orycteropodidae.
AUGGCCGGGGAGCGCCUAGCCAAGAGAGCUAAACACGGGAAGAGCACAGCCAGCAAGGUGGUGCCAUCUGUAUUGCUGCGCCCCCUCUCCUGCCUGCUGGCCCCCACCUGGUUUCAGAGCAGCCUUUCAGUGAGGUCAAAGAUCUACAUUUGGGAGCCGCCUACCAAACCUGAUUGGCUGAAAGUUGCAUUGACCUUGGGCACCACAGUCUUCCUGUGGGUCUAUCUUAUCAGACAACAUAAUGAAGAUGUUUUAGAAUAUAAAAGAAGAAAUGGGUUGGAAUAA